Phaeoacremonium minimum UCRPA7 is the source of this 1377-nucleotide messenger RNA. Its product is annotated as putative mfs multidrug protein. The record is from RefSeq and is a predicted model, not a curated record. Gene Ontology annotation, biological process: transmembrane transport. The transcript has 5 exons. Gene Ontology annotation, molecular function: transmembrane transporter activity. NCBI's taxonomy places the organism in Eukaryota, Fungi, Ascomycota, Sordariomycetes, Togniniales, Togniniaceae. Bases 1 to 1377 code for a protein of 458 amino acids.
AUGGUCGGAGAUACAUCACCGGAUUCUGAGAAGGACGACGCCGUGCGCGGAUCUCAUGGCGGAGAUGAAGCGACACGGGUCCUUACGGACGAUCUCUUCAGGGACACGACCAUUCCCCCUUUGCGCUUUUGGCUACUAAGCGUCGGUAUUUGUCUCGGUUUGUUCAUGUCGAUGCUUGAUUCCUCUAUCGUCGCGACUAGCUUAUUCACCAUCGGCACGGAGUUCAACGACUUGGAGCGUAUGAACUGGGUCGCUCUCUCCUACACCCUUUCGUACCUGGGCUGUGCUGUCUUCUUCUCCCGCAUGACCGAUGUCAUCGGCAGACGUGAUGCUUUCCUAGUUGCUUUCGUCAUCUUCUUCGCAUUUUCGCUCGGCUGUGGCUUCUCUCAUAGCAUGGACACGCUCAUUGCUUGUCGAGCUCUCCAAGGGGUUGGCGGCUCUGGGUUGUAUUCGGUGACUAUGAUCACCCUUCCCGAGCUCAGCCCUGAUCGCCUUAGAAAGUGGAUUGCGAGCAUCAUCGGCAUUGUUAUUGCCAUGGCCGGUGUUUUGGGGCCUGUUCUAGGGGGCAUCUUAACAGAAUACGCCUCGUGGAGAUGGGUCUUCUGGGUCAAUGGUCCCAUCGGUGCUGUUUCAAUGGUCCUCUUCUAUCUGACCUGGCCCAAGAAAGAGUUUCUCCCCAAUAUCGAAAAGAGAUCAUGGAAGGAUCUGGACUUCCUAGGCUCCUUUCUUGUCAUAGCUGCGCCGAUGCUGGGGGGUGUUGCCAUCGGAAGCUCUAUGGGAGGAGCCAUUAGUGGCAAGAAGAAUCGCAUUUUCGAGACUCUUGUCGCCGCCACGAUUUUGAUCAUGGUUGGAUGCGCGUUGGAGACGACAGUCUCUGAUUCUUACAAUUUCGAGCCGAAAGUUCUAGGCUUUCUGGUCUUCAUAGGCUUUGGCUUCGGCUUGUCUGCGUCAUCCUCAACCAUGAUGACCGUCAUAGAAGCUUCGAUCCAAGACCAUGCCCCUGCGCAAGGCAUCUUGGCACAGACCCGUAUUUUUGGGGGUAGUAUCGGCAUCGCAUCAUCUUCAGCCAUCCUAGGCGUGAAGCAAAGAACUCAGCUUGGCGGAGUGGUGUCCUCGUCGGCGUUGACGGGCGGCACUCAGGACCUCACGUCGACGCAACUGAGUGCCAUCCGCAAGGCAUACAACGACGCUUUCACCGAGACGAUGAUGGUAUGUGCUAUUGUCGCCGGAGUUGGCAUUCUGCUCACCUUGGGCGUCUAUCGACGGAACCGCAUGACGAUAGAGGAACAACGUAAAGAGCAGAUAAGAGAAGAGACGGAGAGACGGAAGGCACAAAGGGAUACUGUCUUGACGACUUCGUCGGGACAGUCUGUUUAG